UGGAGGGAACCGAGAAAAGCGUGAGAAAGCAUCCAAUCAUGGCAAAAUGCAUGAGCCUCAUCAGAAGUUGUCGGCAACAACCAUGCAAAGAUUAAGGUAUCCUCAGAGAUGUGAACUAAUCUACCUAAAUAAUAAUGCUAUUUUAUUGCAUAAGUGGAAGUCAAAAGCCUCCAUAUCAGGCUUUAUUUCCUUAGCAUCGCAAUUUGCAACACCGACGUUAACUCCCUCAACACCUUACAAUUACUAUCCAAUACUACAAUUCAUCAUUUAUAUAUCACCCACAUAUCGAAGCUAAUAGAAGUCUCUACCAAUAUUAUAACACCUUUUCUCCUUCCCAAACAUUGGAAAACACCCUUUAUUAAUUCACUCUCAAUUUCCGUGUGUUGACUUUAUCGUUUACAACAACAUCUAUUAAAAUUCGCAUCUUCCUCUACCACAAUUUUCAUGACACAACUAAAUGUGCCACAACCAGAAGCAGCUACUACUCUUCUCACCAUUUCACAAAUUUGACUUCUUAUCCCCAUUCAUCUAUCCCUCACCAUUUCACAAAUUUCUAGCUAAUACUGUCUCAUCCUUCUUCUGACAACCAAAACAUCAAAAACCCAACUUUUCUAUUGUUCUUAGUUUAGCAGAUUCCGUUUCCAACCUUUUAGCAUGGAUGAAAUUGAAAUUCCUGCUCAUUUUCUUUGCCCCAUUUCCCUCCAACUCAUGAGGGACCCUGUAACUGUUUGCACAGGAAUCACUUAUGACAGAGAGAACAUAGAGAAGUGGUUGUUUUCAUGCAAGAACAACACAUGCCCCGUUACCAAGCAGUGCCCAUUGGAUCAUGAUCUCACCCCAAACCACACUCUACGCAGGUUGAUCCAAUCUUGGUGCACCCUCAAUGCCUCAUUUGGAGUUGAACGCAUUCCAACUCCAAAGUCACCAAUCGACAGAACUCAGAUUGUGAAACUCCUCGUAGAAGCAAAGAAGUUCCCCGAGAAGCAACUCAAAUGCCUCACAAGACUUCGAUCCAUUGCCUUUGAGGGUCAAAGGAACAAGGCCUGUUUAGAGUCUGCAGGAGUUGUUGAAUUCUUGGCCUCAACCAUGAAGCACAAGACAGAAGAAAACUCAACUGUUCUCUGUGAAGCAGCUAUCGAAGUCUUAUUCCACCUUAGCCCUUCUGAGGCUCAGCUUAAAGCUCUCUUAUAUAACGAGGGGUUUCAGUUUAUUGAAUCAUUGUUCCACGCGUUGAGGCUUGGAAACUACCAAUCGAGAGCUUAUGCAACCAUGCUGCUUAGAUCAGCAUUGGAGGUGGCUGAUCCCAUCCAACUGAUCAGUGUCAAAACAGUGCUGUUUGUGGAAAUCUUGCGCGUGCUGCGUGAUCAGAUUUCGCAACAGGCUUCAAAGGCUGCAUUGAAGCUGAUCGUGGAGCUCUUUCCGUGGGGCAGAAACAGGAUCAAAGGGGUUGAGGGUGGUGCAGUUUCGGUCCUGAUUGAGCUACUUCUUUGUACCUCGGAAAGAAGAACCUGUGAACUGAUUUUAAUAGCUUUGGAUCAACUUUGUGGGUGUGCAGAAGGGCGUGCAGAGUUGUUGAACCAUGGUGCAGGAGUGGCCAUUGUGUCCAAGAAAAUUCUAAGGGUCUCUCUCGUGGCAAGCGAUAGAGGGGUUAGAAUUUUGGCCUCCAUUUGUAGGUAUUCCGCCAAUGCUAGGGUGCUCCAUGAAAUGUUGCAGGUUGGGGCUGUGUCAAAGUUGUGUUUGGUGCUUCAAGUGAAUUGCAAUUUCAAGACCAAAGAGAGAGCCAAGGAGAUACUCAGAUUGCAUUCCUCAGUUUGGAAGAAUUCUCCAUGUAUUCCUGUUCCUUUGUUAUCUUCUUUUCCUUGAUCUAAUUUCAUCAUACUUUCUAUUUUUUUUUACAUGCAUCUGAUGAAAGUGUCUGAUGCCAGAGGUUUUGGAGUUAUAAAAUUAAUCACUUAGUUAUAUGAAGGAGAAAAAAAAAUCCUUAGAUGAUUUUUUGUUAAACAUUGUACUGAUAUAAACAGAAGUAUUAGUUGACUUUAACUUUUCUUUUAACAUGGGUAUUGCUUGAUUGAAAGUUAGAGAUUAAUGUCCUUUGCACGAAAG
This is a messenger RNA of Vigna umbellata (rice bean), 2103 nucleotides long. The record is from RefSeq and is a predicted model, not a curated record. Lineage: Eukaryota; Viridiplantae; Streptophyta; Magnoliopsida; Fabales; Fabaceae.